AUGCCCACAAACUUCACUGUGGUGCCGGUGGAGGAUGUGGAGGACAGUGGAACCAGCGGAACCAGCGGAACUGCAGCAGGAGGAAGCAAAGUAGCCAAUGUGAGCAAAAUCUUCAAAGAGGAACAGGAUGGGGACAACUCACAGGAACCUCAAACAGAUGGAGAUGACCACCGGAGGGAGUCCAGUCCAUUCAUCCACUCAGACAAUGACCGAAAGUACAGUUACGAGGGAAAAAACAUGGCCCUGUUUGAGGAGGAAAUGGACAGCGCCCCCAUGGUGUCGUCUCUUCUCAACAAGUUAGCCAACUACACAAACCUCUCUCAGGGGGUUCGUGAGCAUGAGGAGGCUGAAGAUGGGUUAAGGAGGGCUGCUGUCAUGGUCCCCCACAUGGGAACCUUCAUCGGGGUUUACCUCCCCUGCAUGCAGAACAUUCUGGGAGUGAUUCUCUUUCUGCGUCUCACAUGGAUUGUUGGCUCCGCUGGAAUCCUGGGUUCUUUUGCCAUUGUCUCCAUGUGCUGCGUCUGUACAUUGCUCACCGCCAUAUCCAUGAGCGCCAUCGCUACCAACGGGGUUGUUCCAGCUGGCGGCGCAUACUACAUGAUCUCCAGAUCUUUGGGUCCAGAAUUUGGAGGAGCAGUGGGGAUUUGUCUGUACCUUGGAACCACCUUUGCUGGAUCCCUGUACAUACUGGGCACUAUUGAGAUCCUGCUGACGUACAUCGUCCCUUCAGCCACACUCUUCAGGGACAACGACGGUGAGCCAGUUCCCAACGACAUGCGUGUCUACGGCACAUGCUGCCUGGUGCUGAUGGCCCUGGUGGUGUUUGUUGGGGUCAAGUAUGUGAACAAACUGGCUCUGGUGUUUCUUUCCUGUGUUUGUCUCUCCAUCUUGGCCACGUAUGCAGGAGCCAUUAAGACACUUAUUGAACCACCAGACUUCAAUGUCUGUUUGCUAGGGAAUCGCUCUCUGAAGAACGAAAUGUUUGAAACGUGCUCGAAGGCGGAAGUAGCCAAAACCCUUCUCUGUGACCCAGAGUCUGAUGAAUACUUCUCCCAGAACAACCUGACAGAACUGCGGGCCAUCCCGGGGCUCCUGAGCGGAGUCAUUAAGGAUAACUUGUGGGGCAAUUACGGUCCGGCAAAGAGAGUGAUAGAGAAAGAAAAACCGCCUGCACUAACAACUGAAAACACAUCCAACUGCACAGUCCAGAACUACUUUGUCAGCGACAUCACCACCUACUUCACCCUGUUGGUGGGAAUAUACUUCCCCUCGGUCACAGGUAUCAUGGCGGGUUCUAACAGGUCUGGUGAUCUCCGAGAUGCCCAAAGGUCCAUUCCAGUUGGAACAAUACUGGCUAUUCUCACCACUUCUUUCAUCUGUAUCCUCCGAUAUUUGCAAAUCAAGCCCAUAAAUAUCUCCUUUGUGGUGCUGUUUGGAGCUUGUAUAGAAGGCGUUGUGCUGAGAGACAAAUUUGGUUACUCGGUGAAGAACAACCCUGUAAUUGGUAUUCUGGCCUGGCCAUCACCCUGGGUCAUUGUGAUUGGCUCCUUCUUCUCCUGCUGCGGCGCG
Messenger RNA from Menidia menidia (Atlantic silverside), 1569 nucleotides. The record is from the annotation of a GenBank genome assembly. Lineage: Eukaryota; Metazoa; Chordata; Actinopteri; Atheriniformes; Atherinopsidae.